AGGAGAGGAAGUAACUGUUAGGAUGCGAACAGAGACCAGGGUAGGUCACUUGUCGAUGGGGUUGGUAACGGCUCAAGACGUCAUUGUCCACAUCUCGUUGCUCGUCUUCUCCGAGAUGCUGUACACUGGCCUGCAGGGCGAGAAGCAAGAGCGACGGAAGAACAAGUCGUUCGCGACCUUGAGGACAGCACAAGCAGCGCUGGCUAUCGCCGGCAGGAAGGUGAGGGUGAGGGGAAGGAGAUGCUGCUCUUCCCAAGAGGCAGAGAAGAUGGACCAGAGCCUAGACAACCAUGUUGCCCUGGAAGACUCAGACUCCGAGGAAGCUCUGACCGAGGACAAGCUUGCUGUGGAUGAAUCCCUUACGAAGUCUGCAACCUCCGACCCUUCAGUGAUCGUACAGGACGACUUGGGAAAGCUCUUUGGGUACCUAGCUAGCGAAUAUGAUCUCCUGCUUUGGAUCCCCAAACUCAAUUACAAGUUGCAGGCACCUCCAAGCAUGUCGAUCAUGGAUUGGUUUGGCCUUUGCGCCAUCAUGGUAUUCUUUGGGGCAGAAGUUCUCUUGCGAAAGCAGGGGAACGAACCCAGUCGGAGGGAGGUCGUCACGAUUCACAAUCGAGCUUUUAGUCUGCCUCGUUCUCGAUUAUGUGCAGGGAUUAUACUAUGAGCCAUG
Molecule: messenger RNA, 670 nt
Organism: Guillardia theta CCMP2712
Lineage: Eukaryota; Cryptophyceae; Pyrenomonadales; Geminigeraceae
Exons: 4
Coding region: 23-664 (213 amino acids)
Source: RefSeq, a predicted model, not a curated record